AUGUUAGCCUCUGAAUGGAAAAGAACUGGCAUGCUUAGCCAUUUUACAGUACUGCGUAAGCUUGAUGGAGGCAUAUUUCCAAUGGGAUUUACCAAAGAGGCAGCAGAUAGAAAUUCAAAGGCGGGAUCAAAUGUCAUUAGUUUUGAAAGCAGGCAGGCUUGCAGAGUGCCUAGCAAUAUGUGGUCCAAACUAGGCCGUCUCAAGCGCUCAGUCAUGCCUAAGCUUACCAAAGGAAACACCACUUUUGGUUCCGGAGCAAGUCCAGGGAUCAUGUCUUGCAUUGCCGGCAGGCUUUUAUGUGAUACCUUUCUGUGUGCUCGUGACCUAUUAAAAGAGGUUAGCUAUUCUCUAACACAACUUGCAAAGACUCAGCUAAACAAGGAUCGGAAGGAGAUUGCUCCACGUGAUAUUCCAAGGAUGUUUCAGAAUUCCGGAUCCCUUCUGGAACUUAUAGAAUAUGGUGAGACAGAUGCAUGGUUAUCAAUGGAACUCAUGUUCCAUUUGAGUGUUCUUCCCCUCACACGUCAGUUGACUAACAUAAGUGGUAAUCUCUGGGGGAAAACUCUGCAGGGUGCUAGGGCCCAAAGAGUAGAAUAUCUCUUGUUGCAUGCGUUCCAUGCGAAGAAAUUUAUUGUUCCCGACAAGUUCUCUUCUCAGUUAAAGGUUUUGAAAGUGACAAAACGUAAAUUGAAUCAUGAUGCUGAAGACAAAGCAAUUGAUGAUUUGGAUGUUGAUGAUGCUGAGAUUGAGUCUCCACAUAAUGAACAAGAGAAAACGAGAAAGGGGCCUGCUUAUUCGGGUGGAUUGGUGUUGGAGCCAAAAAGAGGUCUAUAUGAUAAGUAUAUAUUACUUCUGGACUUCAACAGUCUCUACCCCUCCAUCAUUCAGGAGUACAAUAUAUGCUUCACAACUGUUCAAAGAUCUCCGGAUGGAUCUGUUCCCCGCUUACCAUCUAAUAAAAGGCCUGGACUGCUACCCGAGUUGCUGAAAAAUUUGGUUGAGAGAAGGAGAAUGGUGAAGUCAUGGUUAAAAACUGCAUCUGGUCUGAAGGUCCAGCAGCUUGACAUACAACAGCAAGCGCUGAAGCUCACUGCAAAUAGUAUGUAUGGAUGCCUGGGGUUUUCCAAUUCCAGAUUCUAUGCAAAGCCACUUGCAGAGCUUAUAACACUACAAGGACGGGAGAUCCUACAAAGUACUGUUGAUCUUGUCCAGAAUAAUUUAAAUUUAGAGGUCAUCUAUGGUGACACAGAUUCAAUUAUGAUUUAUAGUGGACUUGAUGAUAUUUCAAAAGCCAAAGUGAUUGCUGGGAAGGUCAUUCAAGAGGUCAACAAGAAAUAUAGGUGUUUAGAAAUUGAUCUUGAUGGCAUAUACAAGAGAAUGCUGCUAUUGAAGAAAAAGAAAUAUGCAGCUGUCAAAGUGCAGUUUAAAGAUGGCACACCAUAUGAGGUCAUUGAACGGAAAGGUCUUGAUAUGGUUCGUCGUGACUGGAGCUUGCUAUCAAAGGAACUGGGAGAUUUCUGCCUGAGUCAAAUAUUGUCUGGAGGGUCGUGUGAGGAUGUGGUUGAAUCGAUACACAACUCUCUCAGAAAGGUACAAGAGGAUAUGAGGAAUGGGCAAGUGCCACUGGAGAAAUAUGUCAUUACAAAGUCAUUGACUAAACCACCUGAAGCCUACCCAGAUGCGAAGAGUCAACCUCAUGUUGAAGUAGCACUUAGAUUGAAGAAAAGUGGUUAUGUCACUGGUUGCUCCGCUGGAGAUACAGUUCCUUAUAUAAUCUCUUGUGAGCAGGGAAAUGGUUCCAGUAGUUCAACAGGGAUUGCUCAGCGGGCAAGACAUCCUGAUGAACUGAAAACAGACAACGGAAAAUGGAUAAUUGACAUUGAGUAUUACCUGGCACAGCAGAUUCAUCCUGUGGUAUCACGUCUAUGUGCAUCAAUUCAGGGUACAAGCCCAGCACGCUUAGCUGAUUGUUUAGGGCUUGACUCAUCCAAGUUCCAAAGUAAAUCAAGUGAAGCUGUCAACAACGAUCCUUCCAUCUUACUUUUAUGUGCAGUAGAUGAUGAGGAAAGAUACCGGGGUUGUGAGCCUUUGGUUGUGUCAUGUCCCAGCUGCUCUGGUACUUUUGAUUGCCCACCUGUAUUCAGUUCCGUAUGUUUAUCAAUCAGUGGAAAGCCAACAGACGCGCAAGCAGGGGGUUCCACCAGCAAUUUCUGGUGCAACUUGCAUUGCCCUAAAUGCCCAGAGGAAGGCGAAGGGGGUAGAAUAUCUCCUGUACUGAUAGCCAACCAGGUAAAAAGGCAAGCAGAAAGGUUCAUAACAACAUACUACAAGGGCUUAAUGAUGUGCGACGAUGAAACUUGCAUGUACACCACUCGAAGCCUGAACUUGCGAGUCAUCGGUGACUCUGAGAGAGGAACAGUGUGUCCUAACUACCCUCGCUGUAAUGGGCGGCUUGCAAUCAAGUACACGGAAGCAGAUCUGUACAAGCAGCUCACUUAUUUCUGCCAUGUCUUUGAUACUGUACGCUGCCUUGACAAGGUAGACAAUAAGAUCAGGAUACCAGUUGAGAAAGAGCUUGUGAGAAUACGGGCUUUGGUUGAAUUGGCAGCGUCAACAGUACAGAAGUUGCGGGAUCGCUGUGCCUAUGGGUGGGUGCAGCUGAAGGACCUUACAGUUACAAUUUAAUUGCUAACUCACACGUAUAUAGUCACAGUCAAAGCAAUUCUUUCAUCCAUGUACUAUGUAGAUAUCUUGUGUAAAGUAGCUGUUUGUGGGCAACUGCCCUGUGGUUAGAUCCUAGUAGCACAUUAUUCUUUUAAUAUCAGUUCCUAUAAUGGUAUGUAUAUGUAACUUAGUCGUGAUUAAUCUUCACAACAAUUACCCAAAUGAUUUUCGAAACUAUGGAAAACAAUUGGAAACAUAGUGAUGAAAGUAAGAUAUUCAGAUCGACUCUUAUGAACCUUUAAAUGGUAUUAGAU
This is a messenger RNA of Ilex paraguariensis (yerba mate), 2978 nucleotides long. NCBI's taxonomy places the organism in Eukaryota, Viridiplantae, Streptophyta, Magnoliopsida, Aquifoliales, Aquifoliaceae. The record is from the annotation of a GenBank genome assembly.